AUGGAGAUGGGGAAACAGAUGGAAUGUCUCCUCGGCCUUGGGAAUGGACACAGAAACUGCUCCAGGGUGACAGAGUUCAUUCUCCUCGGAUUUGCAGGAGCCCCGGAGCUGAGUGUCUUCCUCUUCCUGCUGUUCCUUCUCAUCUAUGGAGUCACGGUGCUGGGCAACCUGGGCAUGAUUGCAGUGAUUCAGGUCAGCUCUCACCUUCACACUCCCAUGUACUUUUUCCUCAGCCACUUGUCCUUUGUGGAUUUUUGCUACUCCACAAUCAUUGUGCCGAAGGUGCUGUCCAAUAUCUUAAGCAAGGACAAAGCCAUCUCCUUCCUGGGAUGCAUGGUGCAAUUCUAUUUAUUUUGUACCUAUGCAAUCACUGAGGUCUUCCUGUUGGCUGUGAUGGCCUAUGACCGCUUCGUGGCCAUCUGGAACCCACUGCUCUACAUGGUCACCAUGUCCCAGAAUCUCUGUAUGGAGCUGGUGUCUGGCUGCUAUCUCUGUGGGAUGGCAUGUUCUCUGAUCCACUUGUGUUUAGCUCUUGAGAUCCCAUCCUACAGAUCAAAUGUGAUUGACCACUUCUUUUGUGAUCUACCUCCUCUCUUAUCCCUUGCCUGCUCUGAUGUCACUAUGAAUGAACUGUUGCUAUACAUCGUGGCCACCUUCAAUGAGUUCUCCACCAUUGUGAUCAUCCUCACCUCCUACUUGUUAAUUCUCAUCACCAUCCUGAGGAUGCACUCUGCAGAAGGAAGACGCAAAGCCUUUUCCACCUGUGUCUCCCACCUCACAGCCAUCCUGGUCUUCCAUGGAACAAUCCUUUUUACUUAUUUCCACCCCAGUUCUGGCAACAAUAUGGAUACUGACAAGGUGGCCACGGUAUUCUACACUGUUGUGAUUCCCAUGCUGAACCCCCUCAUCUAUAGCCUAAGGAACAGGGAUGUGAAAGAAGCUCUCAAGAAAUUGUUGGGAUCUAGAUUACCUUUUGAAAAACUAUUUUCUUAA
This is a messenger RNA of Suricata suricatta (meerkat), 993 nucleotides long. Its product is annotated as olfactory receptor 5L1-like. Gene Ontology annotation, biological process: G protein-coupled receptor signaling pathway; sensory perception of smell. Gene Ontology annotation, cellular component: membrane. Gene Ontology annotation, molecular function: G protein-coupled receptor activity; olfactory receptor activity; odorant binding. The record is from RefSeq and is a predicted model, not a curated record. NCBI's taxonomy places the organism in Eukaryota, Metazoa, Chordata, Mammalia, Carnivora, Herpestidae. The coding region runs from base 1 to 993 and encodes 330 amino acids. The transcript has 2 exons.